CUGGUCGUACCCAGCAUGCACAGCAGAGCUACUAGCGCUUAGCUGAAGAAGUGUAGACAGAAGACAACAACAACAGCAUGAUCCCAGCCAAACGCCAGGCUGAUGGACCAGGCCAACUAUGGACCCCGAUAACGAGUAUCAGUACAUGGCAUCAAAAGUGUGGCUCCUGCUGACUAGUCAUCUGGCUCGAUGAGGAAGGUUGAUUUAUUGCUAAACUUCCAAUAAGGUGCUCAUUGUUUCUCAAGUGUUUUAAAAUAUACUGCUGCUAAAUAUCUCGAGUCUAUGUGCGAGUGUCUUCCGGCGGGAGCAGCAGCAGCAGCGGUGCCAUGAACAGUGGACUCCCAGCUUCAGCUGCUCCGCUCGGGGGUGUCGGAAUACCCGGUGUGAAGGUGAAAUUCUGCCGUUAUUAUGCGAAAGACAAGACUUGCUUUUACGGAGAUGAAUGCCAGUUUCUGCACGAGGACCCGUCCAUGGCGAGCCUUUCUCUGCACAGUGGUGGUACAUGUGCUGGCGGAGGAGGAGGAAGCCCCGUCUCUUUAUCUCUCACCGGAGGAGCAGUGACAACAGCGGGAUACGUGCUCGGAAAUAGCGCGGCAAGCGGCGCUCCGGUAAACGUUCCCAAAAAGAACGAUUCUCUCGGUUCCGCGGGAACAGCUCCAGAGGGACAUCUGUUGUCCAUCACUGGGAUGGAGGGAGGUGCCCUGAAUGAAGCAAGUCUGACCAACUCGUACUUCAGCAGUACCUUUAUUGGGGUCAAUGGGUUUGGAGGACCAGCAGAGUCCAAAUAUUCAAUGAUGCAGAGGAUGACCAGCAGUAGCAGUUCUCCAAGUCUGCUGAAUGAUGGUGCCAAGAGCUUCAGCCACAGUGGACAUGGUGAGUUAAAAUUGUUUGAAAAUUUUGUUGCGCGAUUAAAGCGGUCAAGGGCAAGAUUUGAAAUCCUUUUCUAUGUGUCCGCUCCUUUUUUAGAUCCAUUAAAUUCCCCAACAUCAUCCCUCUUCAGUGAUUUUGGUGCUUUGAGCAUAUCACAAAGGAGAAAGGCUCCUAACCCCACAGCUAGUGAGUUUGUCCCUAAAGGGGCUCCACGGAUGGCCUCCAUGUCUCAGACGACCGUGCCAGCAUUCAACUCCCCCAUCUUCCCUCAUCCUGGCUUGAGCAGCUCCACAGUGGCUGCUCUUGCACCUGGUAUGUCGCUCUCUGCUGGGUCUUCUCCUCUUCACUCCCCCAAAAUCACCCCUCACACGUCCCCAGCCCCGCGGCGGCGCAGUCACACGCCCAACCCCAAUCCAGCCAAUUACAUGGUGCCCACCACUGCGUCUGACCAGGGAGGCGGAGCCCAUGUGAUUCAAAAGGAGACCGUGGGCGGGACUACCUACUUCUAUACUGACAACACCCCUGCUCCCUUGACCGGAAUGGUGUUCCCAACAUAUCACAUGUAUCCGCAAACAGCACCUCAUGUGGCAUACAUGCAGCCAAAAGCCAAUGCACCGUCCUUCUUUAUGGCUGAUGAACUCCGACAGGAGCUGAUUAACAGGCAUUUGAUAACGAUGGCACAGAUAGAUCAGUCUGAGAACCCUGGAGUGCCGUCUGAGGUCGACAGUUACCACAGCCUCUUUCCCCUGGAACCCCUUCCUCCACCAAACCGUCUUCAGAAAACCAGCAACUUCAGUUACAUCACUUCCUGUUACAAGGCAGUCAACAGCAAAGAUGACCUGCCUUACUGCCUCAGGAGGAUACAUGGCUUCAGGCUGGUCAACACCAAGUGUAUGAUGCUGGUAGACAUGUGGAAGAAGAUUCAGCACUCCAAUACUGUGACCCUCAGAGAGGUCUUCACCACCAAAGCAUUCGGAGACCACUCACUGGUAUUCUCCUAUGACUUCCAUGCGGGGGCGGAGACCUUGUUCAGCAGGCACUUCAACGAUCCGGCAGCAGAUUCUUACUUCACAAAGAGAAAGUGGGGGCAGCAUGAGCUCCCUCCUCCACGGCAGCAUGCGGGCCUGUUACCAGAGUCGCUCAUUUGGGCCUACAUUGUCCAGCUGAGCUCAGCACUGCGCACCAUUCACACGGCUGGGCUGGCCUGCAGGGUCAUGGACCCUAGUAAGAUCCUCAUCACUGGAAAGACACGGUUACGAGUCAACUGUGUAGGAAUGUUUGAUGUCUUAACAUUUGACAGUAGUCAGACCAACCACCUGGCGCUGAUGCCCCAGUACCAGCAAGCAGAUCUCAUCUCCCUGGGGAAGGUGGUGUUGGCUCUGGCGUGUAACUCUCUAGCUGGCAUUAAGAGAGAGAAUCUGCAGAAGGCCAUGGAGCUGGUGUCAAUCAACUACUCUUCUGACCUCAAGAACCUCAUUCUGUACCUGCUUUCAGAACAAAGCCGUCUGCGCAGCGUCAAUGACAUUAUGCCCAUGAUUGGAGCACGAUUUUACACUCAACUUGAUGCCUCGCAGAUGAGAAAUGAUGUCAUUGAGGAGGACCUAGCCAAGGAGGUUCAAAAUGGGCGAUUGUUCCGCCUGCUGGCAAAACUGGGAACGAUUAACGAGAGACCAGAGUUCCAGAAGGACCCAACGUGGUCUGAGACUGGUGACCGUUACCUGCUGAAGCUCUUCAGAGAUCACCUGUUCCACCAGGUGACUGAGGCAGGCACACCCUGGAUCGACCUCAGCCACAUCGUGUCCUGUCUCAAUAAGUUGGAUGCUGGAGCACCGGAGAAGAUCAGUCUGGUGUCACGGGAUGAGAAGAGCGUGCUCGUGGUGACUUACUCAGACCUGAAGCGCUGCUUUGAGAGCACCUUCCAGGAACUGCUUGCUGCCACGAACGGCCCCCUGUAACCCCCAGCCAUCCACAAGAGUGGGCUGGAACUGCCUGAAACAGAGCACAUUGCACUACAGCCUGGAAUCAUAGGUGCAGAAUGAUGAUCUCAUGACCAGGGCGGAGCCAGCUGGUUGCUCACCUCCAGUCAGAUACACUGUUCUGUCCAGAGAAAGUUGUUUUCUAAAGCUUAUUUUUUUAGUUUUCACAACAACAACGCAGCUGCAGAAUUAUGAACUGAACUGAGAGCUGUGAUGAUGAAUUCUUUUUUCUUUCUUUUUUAGACUUGGGAACAAUGUCCAAAAAAUAAGAGACUUUACUUCUGCUUUUAUUUUUAAUUUUGUAUUUUUUCUUUGGAGGAUGCACUAAACAUUUUAAGUUCCUUUUUAAGUGAUUGUGCGUGUCCCACAGGGUGCGAUGAGGGCCUCACACAUUAAAUUGAAGAAAAACAGAGCGCCGGUUUUUCCACAUCAUCUGUGCGCGUUUUUAAUGAGGUACUACCAAUUGGGACAGACCACUGGUCAUGUGUUCAGAGUCCUCGACUCUGAUGGGACAAAGCCCUGGGUUGGGCAAACUGAUGAGUCUGACCACUUAUGAAUGUGUGGCGUUAGUAGUAAUGUGUCGCCACUCCUCGUCUGCUGUAUCGACUCAUUUAAAAGUUGGCCAACUUGGAGGCGGGAGGGGAAGUUACUGGUUGCGUGCCGACAAAGGGGUGCUCUCUCCUCUUGCUGUAUAAACUUGUCAUUUAUUUCAGAAUUUCUCAACAUCCUUUUUCAUUUUACGGAUGAUUUUUGAAAUCGGAUUUUGAGAGGAUGGAUUUUUGUUGUUGUUUGUUUUUUUAGUCAGGCUCUUGUGAUAGGAACCAAAGAACUGGACCACGCUAGCAAGUGAAACCAGUUUAGUCUCAUUGUGGAAUGUCCUCUUAUGCCUCUGUUGUGGAGCAUCCCAAGUUUCUGUCCAUUUCGUCAUUCUUUUUCCCAAUUCGUUCUCAUUUUCCGAUCUCAAUGCUAGUUUUGGUUAUAGAGCUCUCUUGUGUUGUUACUGUCGUUCCCUUUCCUCACCAAGUUGUUGUACAGAGAUGCAUGAUGGGAUGUUUCUCACUGUGGACCAGUCCCAGCAGGACGGUUGGGAUUGUAUUGGUUUCUCUUGGCUUCGUUUUUGUUUAACUAUGAUUUGAUCUAUGAAUUAUGUGACAACAUCCGGAAAACAGUUUGGAAUUCGCUCAGGUUGAUAUCCCUGACAGGAAUAUGCCAAUGACUGAAUGUGUCUGACCUGUCAUUGGUGACGGCCCAAUCCGUGAGUCGAGGAACAGGCGGGUUUGCAGCACAGAUUUGGGUGUGCCACACUGGACCGAGAGGGUGCAGGAUACAGCAGGCAGAGCUGAGGAUGCUGGGAGUUCAAUAAUGUACUUUUUUUUUCCGUCGUUUUGUUUUAGUCAACUGAUACUUGGUGGACAUGGUGCCAAGCCUGUAUCCCUCACCGAAUCUCACACAUACACAUUAAUACACCUUUUACAGGCCGAUCUCAUAUCAUGAAACCAGUUUCUAGAGAAACACUCCAGACACACACAUACACAUGAACUCAUACAUGAAAUCCUCCUUCACCAUCCCAGUACGUUUUAUGCCCUUCUUGUGUUUGUCACAUUUUUGCAAUAUUUGUGUGUACAGCAGUAUUUUAAUAAAGAGUAAUAAAAGAGAA
Molecule: messenger RNA, 4503 nt
Organism: Carassius gibelio (silver crucian carp)
Lineage: Eukaryota; Metazoa; Chordata; Actinopteri; Cypriniformes; Cyprinidae
Gene: pan3
Product: poly(A) specific ribonuclease subunit PAN3
Exons: 17
Coding region: 327-2825 (832 amino acids)
Biological process (GO): protein phosphorylation; mRNA processing; nuclear-transcribed mRNA poly(A) tail shortening
Cellular component (GO): PAN complex; P-body
Molecular function (GO): poly(A) binding; protein kinase activity; ATP binding
Source: RefSeq, a predicted model, not a curated record